Molecule: messenger RNA, 927 nt
Organism: Penicillium bovifimosum
Lineage: Eukaryota; Fungi; Ascomycota; Eurotiomycetes; Eurotiales; Aspergillaceae
Product: CDP-diacylglycerol--inositol 3-phosphatidyltransferase
Exons: 3
Coding region: 1-927 (308 amino acids)
Biological process (GO): phosphatidylinositol biosynthetic process
Cellular component (GO): Golgi apparatus; membrane
Molecular function (GO): CDP-diacylglycerol-inositol 3-phosphatidyltransferase activity
Source: RefSeq, a predicted model, not a curated record
AUGAGCGCAAGAACCCGACGACAAAAGGCUGCUCUCGCUGCCGAGGAGAGUGAAGAUUCACCUAGCGGCAAUGGCUCUGUGUCAACACCUUCAAAGCGCACCCCCUCCAAAAAGAGAGCUAGGUCCGCUGCCCGGGAAGAGAGCAAGGAGAACAUCUUCCUGUUCACCCCGAACCUUAUCGGGUACUCCCGAGUCGUGCUGACCUUCGCUUCCCUAUACUACAUGCCCCUCCAUCCCCGUACCUGCUCCUUCCUCUACACAGUAUCCUGUUUGCUGGAUGCGCUGGACGGGUAUGCAGCUCGAUAUUUCAACCAAUCUACCACCUUCGGCGCAGUGCUGGACAUGGUGACGGAUCGUUGUACAACCGCGUGUCUUCUCGUCUUCCUGAGCUCCGCCUGGCCCCGGUGGGCGAUUGUCUUCCAAGCUUUGAUCUGCCUGGAUAUGGCCAGUCACUAUAUGCAUAUGUACGCCACUCUGAGCAUGGGCGGAUCCAGCCAGAGCCACAAGAAGGUCGACCCGAGCCGUAGCUGGAUCAUGUACCAGUACUACACCAGCAAGGUCGUUCUCUUCAUCUGCUGCGCCCUCAACGAGGCCUUCUUCAUUGGCCUGUACCUUCUGUCGUUCAGCUCGCCAACGCUGUCCCCUUCACUCCUGCAGCCCGUCUCCGAUUCCCAGCUCUCCUCCGCCCAGCCCGGAAACCCCGCGCACCCCGAGCCAGCCAGCCUCUUCGCUAGCCCCUGGAGCGCCGGUGCCCUCGAGAUGGCCCGCGCCAACAAGCUCGAGAGCACCUGGCCGUGGAUCAUCACGGGCAUCUCCUUCCCCGUCAUGGCAUUCAAACAAUUUGUCAACAUCGUGCAAAUGGUGAACGCCAGCAAGUGGCUCGCGGAGGGAGAUCGCGCGGCGCGCCGCGCUAACCGCAAGAAGUAA